Molecule: messenger RNA, 2134 nt
Organism: Notolabrus celidotus (New Zealand spotty)
Lineage: Eukaryota; Metazoa; Chordata; Actinopteri; Labriformes; Labridae
Product: neurturin
Exons: 3
Coding region: 415-1134 (239 amino acids)
Molecular function (GO): growth factor activity; glial cell-derived neurotrophic factor receptor binding; receptor tyrosine kinase binding
Source: RefSeq, a predicted model, not a curated record
UGACAGAGAUUUUCUAAAGUGAACCAGAUGCCAAAGUCAGGGGCUUUGCUAAACACAUACCUCUCCUCUUGUUGAAUGGAUCAUUCUGAUUGCCAUGAAGUGCACUGUAACAUUCAGAGGAAUGCUGAUUCUGAUCUUUGCAACCUAACCAAGCUCUAUGGAAAUGCAAAUAUGAUAAAAGAAUAAUACAGCCUGGACCUGAAUCAAGUCAGGACACCUCCCCUACUUGCAGGCACAGGGAGCUGUGAUGAUUUUAAGAGGAACAAGCAGGAGUCCUGCCCUCGCUCCUCUCCUGUGAUGAUGAUGGACUUACCCAGCCAGCACUUGCCUGUGGAGGUCAGCUGAAGACGACGCCACGCAGCUAAGUCUGGAUUAGCCGGCCGAACGAGUUUCAAUGCUCCUCCACGUUCUAAGAUGAAGUUAUGGAAAGGUGCUACUUUUGCCUUCGUGCUCUGUGGCGCAGCCCUGUCCAUCCUCUUCGUUAAAAAUAUGGCCACUGUCGAACAAUUCAAAUCUAGGAAAAAUUCUCCUUACACAUCUUUAUCAUCAUCAAGACCGUCCUCAUCAUCAACAUCCAAAUCCUCAUCCUCAUCCUCAUCCUCAUCAUCUGCAGAAUCGGCUGUGAUGACCCGGCAGAUGGGUGGUCUUCAUCGGAGAGCACGCUCAGCGGACGAGAUGAACUCUCUUCUCUCAGAGUUUUCCAAGAUGUUCCAGAGCUUCACGGAGGGCGAGCUUCAGCAUGUAGUCGGGACCUUGCUUGAUAGGAAGAGGAGGAAGAGCCGACGCUUGGGUGACAACCAGGCUCGAAGGACUAAAAGAGCCCGCAGGCCUAAACCCUGCUCCGUGAGGGAGCUGGAGCUGACUGUGAGUGAACUUGGUCUUGGCUACGACAGUGACGAGACGGUGCUGCUGCGCUACUGCAGCGGCAAAUGCAUGGCGCACCGGCAAAACUAUGACAUCACCAUGGAGCACAUGGCACGGAUAGGUUUCAAAAGGAAGGGCCGCAAGGACAAGGUUAGCAACGGACCCUGCUGCCGGCCGAUAGCUUUCGAAAAAGACUUUUCCUUCCUGGACAACAAGAGCCGCUAUCACACAAUACAGAAUGUGUCAGCGAAGCAUUGUGGGUGUGUAUGACCCAAAGAAUUGAACUUACCACUCUGUCUUGCUGCUCUCAGCCCCAGUUGGAACAGAUAAACAUGGCUAACUGUGGAAUAUAAACUCAUGGAGAACAAAAUGGAAAUACGUCCAUGGAUGCUCCAUGGUGACCUUUUUGUGACAGGAAGACUUGACUCUUUGACAUUUGUCAAUACAAAAUGGAACCAUAUCAAUGGACAGCAAGUGCUGCGUUUGUGAGGAUUCCAUCGGAAGAGACAAAAGAAAUCUCUAUUCAUACCAAAAGGUUUUUAUUAUAUUUUCUCACUGUGUAGUAACACUGUAAACUGUGGUGUAACAACAAUGUAGCAACAUUAUUUUUGUGUUAUUUGAGAAGUAGUACUAUGCGCUAGAUGAGCAAUGAGGGUAUAGAUAAAGUGGCCUAGAUUAUUGCUGUUACUACACAUUGGAUGUUAACCAGGUCCUAAUUUUGUGGAGUAUGUGAUUAUAAAGGUGACAGUAAUUCAUGUUACAAAGAUAAACGUUUUGGUUAAAAUUUGAUUCCAAAGCUUUAAAUGAAAUGAAAAAUAGAUCAAAUGCACGGAUGUUAAUUAAAGUUCUGCAUAGGACAGUUUGGACCAUACCUGAAAUAAUGUCCAAUAAUCAGCUGUCUCCAGGAAGUAUUCUGACUUAAAGGCCUGUUGAGUUGAGGUUAUCACAGGCCACAACUGUGUGCCCUGUUUCCAUGCUUGUACACAUUAGGGUUACUGAUUGCAGUGUUAUUACACAGGUAAAGGAACUCGUGUUAUUGAUAAGCAUUUGACAAUGAAAGAAAAUACUUUUCUAUAGAUUCAGGUUUGAUACCCAUCUUUAAUUAUUGUAUUUUGUAUAUUAAUGUUGUGUAGAUUAACAAUAAGGAUCUGUUUCAGAACACAUAAAUUAUUACACAUGAUUGAAGAGCAUGGAAAUUUAUCCCCAUAUGUUCUCAGUAGAAUAAUUCAUACUCAAAUAAAUUGUCCUUUGAUUCUUUUUUAUACUUUUU